Pseudomyrmex gracilis is the source of this 3528-nucleotide messenger RNA. RefSeq names its product sialin-like. Gene Ontology annotation, biological process: transmembrane transport; monoatomic anion transport. Gene Ontology annotation, molecular function: transmembrane transporter activity. The coding region runs from base 789 to 2276 and encodes 495 amino acids. Gene Ontology annotation, cellular component: plasma membrane. The record is from RefSeq and is a predicted model, not a curated record. The transcript has 11 exons. NCBI's taxonomy places the organism in Eukaryota, Metazoa, Arthropoda, Insecta, Hymenoptera, Formicidae.
GAAGUGCGAGCCGCUCGGCAGGGUAGAGCAUACUUCGAUCACUUCAGUCCAAUUCAGUUGAACUUGGUUGAACUCGAGAGUUACGUGGGAGGUCGUUUGCGUCGUAGCUGUUUAUGUUAUCUAUUGUAUCGUGCCGUCAUUUGACAAGGAACUCAUACGUACAGGAACAUUUGUCACGACUUCACAAUUCAACGUAAAUCCACCUCAGAAAAUUCAACUACACGUUAUCGACGUUAUGUCACUCACGUCUAAUCGAAUCAUUGGCGGGAAAUAUUGGCAUCACUAGUUUUUCGUGCGGAACUGCGUGUUUCGUGUUUGGAGAGUUCUCGCUCCUCUUUCAACUUAUCGAUUUUCGGCGUACCGUUUUCGCGCGCAUUUCUCGCGAACUUGCGAGCAACAAGCACGGUGAACGGAUCAGUUGAGGUGCCGCGUGUUUUUCAGGUAUUCUCGUGAUUGUGACGGAGGGGCGCGUCAACGCUCGUCAAGACAAGAGUGUAAGUGGUAAAAGUGAAGAAUCUCAUUCGUCGUGUGACGAUUACACACCGUCGUCCUGCCUAUCGACUCGGUAAAUUCGCGGAAUGACGCAAAACGAUCGACGAGCCUACAGUCGGCGGCAAAUCGAUUGAACACCGAAAAGCAGAAAGUGCUAGCCUCUCAAUCACGAACUAACUGGUGGCACUGAUCAUUCAACGGAGACAAUUGGAAGAAUUCCAUUUGCUCGCAUCUCUCGCGUUCUCACGCUUAUAAAAGUAACGUACAGUCACGAAGAUCAUUCACAGUGAACAAGCAUGGCUCUCUUCCGAAAGUUCAAUGAAAAGAUUCCUCGGAGAGGAAUCCUGGGGGCGAUGAUGUUUCUGGCGUGCAUGUUCUCGUAUGUCAUUCGCACCAAUUUGUCCAUAUCAAUCGUCGCUAUGGUGAACGCUACGGGCAAAGACGGUACCGGUCCAGCAUGUAGCGCGACAGAUAUAAAAAGUAAUAAAACCGUCGUACUCAAAGAUUUCGGAGAGCGUUACGAGUGGAAUCAACACGUCCAAGGGCUGUUAUUGUCAGGAUACUUUUAUGGUGUUCUACCGGCUAGUGUACCAGCUGGACUCUUAGCCGAAAAAUAUGGAGGCUCGAAAGUGGUGGCAUUUGCUACUUUGAUACCUGCCGUAUUAAAUCUCUUGAUGCCUUGGGCUGCGGGUAUUCAUUACGGUUUUGUAUUUGCACUACGUUUUGUAAUGGGAUUUUUUGGAGGCGCCGUUUAUCCCGCUCUUCACGCGAUGAUCGCUCGAUGGGUUCCUCCAGGUGAAAAAGGCAUGUUCGUGUGGACUAUGCAAGGUGGUCCAUUUGGAACUGUUGUAACGUUCGCUUUGUGCGGUGCAGUAAUUAGUGCUUACGGAUGGAACGCUGCGUUUUACGUUACGAGCGGACUUAUGUUAGUUUUUUACGUCCUAUGGGUAUUCCUGAUAUACGAUACACCAGAUAUACAUCCGGGAAUUACGGAAAAAGAGAAAACAUAUAUAAAAGAACAAAUAGGCACUUCCGUCUCAAAACAAAAAGUACAACUACCAGUAAAGGCGGUCGCUACAUCUGGACCGUUCCUAGUGCUAUUGUGGGCUCACUUUGCAAACAUGUGGGGUAUAUACUUUAUCGCUACAAACGGGCCCAAAUAUACGUUGGAAGUUCUUGGUUUCAACAUGAAAUCGGGUGGCGCGAUAACCGGACUGCCGUAUAUAGCUAGAUUAGGCGCCGGUGUGUUAUUUGCAGCAGCGGGCGAUUACGUGCGGAGGAAAAAGGUCUUGUCGUUGGGCUGGAUAAGAAAGAUAUUCAUGCUUUUCUCUCAUAUAGGACCUGCAGUUUGUCUAGUAGUGAUGACGUACGUGGGCUGCGACGCCACGACUGCGAUUAUAAUGUUAAUACUGGCUCUAGCUUUCAAUGGAGCCGCGUGUCAGACCAAUUUACAGAAUCACCAAGAUCUGGCACCGAACUACGCUGGUUCCUUAUACGGAAUCAUGAAUACGUUUGGUAGUUUCCCCGGAUUCAUCAUUCCGCCUAUUAUUGGUGCUUUGACCAAUGAAAGGAAUGGCGUUGAAGAAUGGCGUGUGAUGUUUUGGAUAUCGGCAGUGGUGUUUACGUCAGCGACAGUACUCUUUUGGUUGUUUGGAUCGGCGGAGAUUCAACCGUGGAACGAUACAACUCAACCUCAAGUACCUAUCGAAGAAGAGAAGCAACUUAACGAAGUGACGACGGAAAAAGCGGCCGAUACAGAAGCCGAAGAGAAUGAACGACUCUAGUGUGAUUUAGAAAAUGAAGUGAGAUAAAAUAAUGCGUGUGUUUCGUGUCUAUGUAAAAAAAUCGUAUUAUAAGAAAAAAAAAUAUUGAAAAGGAAACAUAUGUUUGCGCGAAAAUUUGGCAGAUGUUGACUUCACCGUUUAGAACAUCAGUGUCACAUAUUUAUACAAACCUUAGACCGUGUAUACAAAGGUAAUUGUAUGUUAUUAACACGUAUUUGUGAAAACGAGAAAGUUAACAUGUACAGAAUAUUCGUGUACAGAAUAUUCACUUGUGUUAUAAUACGUAUAGAAUAUAUAUCCGUGCUCUAAUUACGGAUACGCGUUGCUAGAAUAUCACGACGGAUCUUUCGUUCUUAGUCCGAUACGUUUGUUUUUAAACGCAGAAUUAUUUUUUCACGUUCUUUUUUUUUUACUAUUACCGUAUAAGACUGUGGAGCAGUUUCAGAAAAUGAUAGAUUUUGUACAUUUUGUCACAAUUUUCACGUGUCUCACGUACAUUUUUCGAAUACUUGAACAUUUUUAUAUUUGAUAUUACACUUUCAUUAUUACACAAUCGUCGUUUUUGAUUUGAUAUCGGAUACUGGCAAAAAGACUAUAGGCGUGGUAUUCGAACAAUGCAGUGUAUCAGGACGCAAAAAUACUCUGUAGUGCAUUUUUUUUAUUUUGUGCCAAAAUAUAUGUGUGUGUACGUAUGUUGUUCUCAUUAAAACAUUUUGACGAGACUGUCGACAGACAUCUAAUGCUUAGGUUGAAGAACUUUGGCGCGCUGUCUUCAUGAGCCAAGGUUAUUGGACAUUUAUAAAUAUCUUACGUUAGGUACUUUAAAUUGUUAUAAAUUCAUCAAGUUUAUACGCGAAUCUUAUUGAGCUAGUUGUGUGACAAAGCGAUUUCACAACUGUUUGUUACGUGUAUCCGGUUUAACUGUGGUCAGGUAGCAUAAACAUGUAUCUUGAGUUGAAUUAAAUCGCGUUGCACAUUCUUAUGCUCAAUAAUUGCUCGGACUCCGUUUAAUCCGCGUAUAACGAAUAAACGAUUUAUAUAUAAAUUUUCUCGUCUUUUAUGACUAAUAGUAUAGGCUCGAAAUGUUGCAAUUUUAUUCUUUUCACGUUUCAUUUAUGAGAUACGUACUACUUCCUAGCAUCUAUAAAAGAAGAUAACGUAACUUGUGUUUUGUAUUUCUUGCGAAAAAAAAAACGUAAUGUUUGUGAUACAGACAAAUUAUAUUCUUUUUUGUAGAAAAAGAAAAGUGUUU